Molecule: messenger RNA, 264 nt
Organism: Talaromyces rugulosus
Lineage: Eukaryota; Fungi; Ascomycota; Eurotiomycetes; Eurotiales; Trichocomaceae
Exons: 1
Coding region: 1-264 (87 amino acids)
Source: RefSeq, a predicted model, not a curated record
AUGGACAGAAGGGCGAGUGGGCUGGUUGGCGAAGCCCAAGGAAGACGAGGCCGCGACACGAGAGAACAGGCGGGGAAGAGGAAGGUCGUCGGGUCGUCGGUGGGAGGGGAGUUUUCGUGGCUUGGGGAGCCGGAGGCGGUCUUCCCAGAUGGCAAGCAGCGUCGCGCGACGAGAGGCGAGGCGAGGGAAGAGGGGGCGAGAGGCGCGAGCGAUGGAUUGGGGAUGCAGCAGGAAGAGAGCAGCAAGAUAGACGACGGUGGUUGA